AAAUUCCAUGGAAUACAGCCAGCCAGUAGAAAAGGUUGAAAUCGCUCGUCACAAUGUUUCAUGACGAGGAGUUGCCUCUGCUGGAGCAGCAGUAUGAUCCUGAGGAAAGUAGUGGGCUCCAUGCUUUUGUCGCAACAGCUACCAACAGAGCGUUCGUCUCAUUCAUCUGCCAAGAUCAUGGCUUCUUGACUCUAUUUGAAGCAGAAGCAAGAGUCCGAAACUUGAUUGCAUUGGCCCAAUUAGAUGGGGUGGCGAGCCAACAACAACAACAAGACGGUGAAGAGUCGACAUGGCAGUCCUCCUCUACAAUGACACAAUGCAUUACAGGGACAUUGAGGGGUGCCCUUGCAGGAGCCUUUGCUGGAACGAUCAUUGGAGCUGCGGGGGCAAUGCUUCUCGCAGAUAGACUUAUUGGUGUAAUGGCCGGAGAGGCCAUUGAGGAAUUUUCCACUACUAGAUCCGUUGCCGAAGAAACUCCCACUUUUGUUGCUCAAGUAGCCCAUGUUGGAGCAGCCUUUGGGGGCGUAGGAGGAGCCCUGAUAGGCUGGACAACUGCUGGUUUAUAGACAGAGUCCUAUAGUAAGGAAUGGCAGCAGAUUGAAUGGUAGCUGGGGUCUGAGGUCAGGGGCAACCUUUGUCAAUCUCAAUCCCUGGCUUCUUGAUUAUGAUUAGUUACAACUUUAAAAUGUGCUAGUAUUUGAUGAUACGGCGAUACGGCCAUCUCUCCUCCGC
Seminavis robusta is the source of this 732-nucleotide messenger RNA. NCBI's taxonomy places the organism in Eukaryota, Bacillariophyta, Bacillariophyceae, Naviculales, Naviculaceae. The record is from the annotation of a GenBank genome assembly.